Molecule: messenger RNA, 971 nt
Organism: Poeciliopsis prolifica (blackstripe livebearer)
Lineage: Eukaryota; Metazoa; Chordata; Actinopteri; Cyprinodontiformes; Poeciliidae
Gene: hsd17b8
Product: hydroxysteroid (17-beta) dehydrogenase 8
Exons: 9
Coding region: 22-792 (256 amino acids)
Molecular function (GO): oxidoreductase activity, acting on the CH-OH group of donors, NAD or NADP as acceptor
Source: RefSeq, a predicted model, not a curated record
CUACAACAACAGAAAACCAUCAUGGCGGCCCCCAUGAGGCUCAUAUCAAGGUUGACUCUGGUCAUUGGUGGAGGCAGCGGGAUCGGCCGCGCCGUGUCUCAGCGCCUGGCCUCUGAAGGCGCCUCAGUGGUGGUCGCUGACAUCAGCGAGGAUUCAGCCAAUGAGACGGUGGGACGCCUGCAGAGUGACCUCAAAGGUCAGAGUCACAUGGCGGCUGCAGUGGACGUGUCGUCAAAGGAGAGCGUGAAGAAUCUGCUGACGAGAAUCCAGACUCGUUACUUCCAGCCUCCCUCAGUGUGUGUGAACUCUGCAGGCAUCACUCAGGACGACUUCCUGCUCAGCCUGGAGGAGGAGAAGUUUGACAGAGUCAUCCAGGUCAACCUGAAGGGUUCGUUCCUGGUGAUCCAGGCUGUGGCUCAGGCUCUGGUUGGCUGUGGAGCUGCUAAAGGAUCCAUCAUUACUCUGGGCAGCAUCGUAGGAAAAGUGGGAAACCUGGGCCAGGCGAACUACGCUGCAUCUAAAGCCGGAGUGGAAGGUUUAACCAGGACGGCUGCUAAAGAGCUGAGCAGGUUUGGGAUUCGUUGUAACUGCGUGUUGCCAGGUUUCAUAACGACUCCCAUGACAGACGAAGUACCAGAAAAGGUCCUAGUCAAGAUGAAGUCCCUGGUGCCUCUCGGUAGGAUGGGUGAACCUGCAGAAGUCGCCGAUGUUUGUGCCUUUCUGGCUUCAGAUGAUUCUCGCUACAUCACAGGAACCAGCGUCGAGGUUACAGGUGGACUUUUUAUGGGUUAAAACACAACAACCUGUUAAUGAAGCCUGAAGAGAAGAUGUCUCCUCCCUAAAACAGUUAAUUAAUGCAGUGAUUAUUUAAAUGUGAUUGUAUAGGACAAUAUUUGUAAUUAUGAAGCUACCUUUUGUAUCAAUAAACACAUUGAAACGUUUCUCCAUUAAAGAUUUUAUUUAAAACCUGA